Porites evermanni is the source of this 1150-nucleotide messenger RNA. NCBI's taxonomy places the organism in Eukaryota, Metazoa, Cnidaria, Anthozoa, Scleractinia, Poritidae. The record is from the annotation of a GenBank genome assembly.
AUGUGUCCUCAUAUGGGUAAGUAAUGUCACUUGCUUGAUAUAUGCAGUUAAUUAAAUGCUAAUUAAUAGUCCAAGAUAGAGAAGUAGCUAUUUUGUAGGACUGGACUGUGAAGGAACAAUGAAUUCUGUUCCUUUCUCAUGUACUGGUGCUAAAUAAGGGAGAUGGUAGUUCCCUGGUACAGUGCUCAAAACUCCUUCAGGGUAGCAGAAUUUUGUCAAUAAUUGACAGACAAAUAAUUAUUGUUUUGUAGCUAACUAAAUUUAUUUUUUAAUAUUAUUAUUUUUAUAAAUAGUCAACUGUCUCUAAGAUAACUCUCUCUAUGUGUUCAUCUUAUUGGGAGUCAACUAAAAGGAGUGAAGAAGGGCAGGGACCAAACCUAGGUGUCCAUUUUAUGGAGGUGUCUGUCUUAUAGAGGUGUCCAUUAAGAGAGAGUUGACUGUAUGUUAGUGUCAGCACGGUCAGACAUGAGCCAUAACUAUGAACCCAUGUAAUGAGAACUUAAUGCAGUUUUGUACUAAGACAAGAGAAAAUGAAAAUGAUAUCUCAUUCUCUCUUGACUAAGAUGAAGUGCCAAUGAGUUGCCCUACUCUGUUUUUGACGCUGAGACUCCCAGCAUUAUGUUACUGGAAUUCAAAUAUUACAACUGGGUGGAGAGACUGUAGGAAAACAGUGACAUGAUACAGACGACAUUACACUGCUAGUUCCAGGAGUCCAUAACAUGCUAGUAACUGCUUAUAGACUUAUGUGAAGAGAGACAGUGAAUCAAAGAAGCAAAGGGUUUUUUUUUCAAGAAACCCAUACAAACAUAAUUUCUUUAGGUCAUUUUCAGAUGGAAAAUCCAAUGCACUACUACACCACUGCACCUUCAAAGAUUGAUCAUUGAGAGAUAGAGUUGUGAACUUGUGUCCAUUCUCUGUAGGUGGACCUCUCUAUCUUUGGGACAUUAAAGGAAUUGGCCAGGCAGCGUUGCCAUGUGUUGUAUAUCUUUGGCAUGGCUGGAAGUAUUGCGUACAAACAGGCAGCCUGAAAGAAACCCACAAAAGGAAUAUAACACUGGGCACUUACCCAGUGAGAGUAAAUUACAAAGGAGAGCUGUUUGUUGGAUUUGAAUCAUUGUCACCAGACUAUUUCAACAUACUGUUCAAUUGA